AUGACGCUGGACCGAACGGACUCGCACCGCAGCCGCCGCUCCCGCCGCUCGCGCUCGCAGUCGGUGUCCCGCUCGCAGAGCAGCAUCCGCCGCACGAGGACGAACCAGUCCAUCAACGGCAAGGAGACGCCCGACCAUCUGCACGGCCAUCUCAACCACCUGACGCCGCCGCAGGCCCGCGCGCUGGACGAGUUCAAGGCCGCAUGCCUGGAGAAGAACCUGUACUCGCCUGCCGCAGAUGACGGGCGGGCUGCGAGCCACGAUGAUCCUACCUUGCUGCGGUUUCUGCGUGCGCGCAAGUUUGACGUGAAUGGAGCUCUGCAGCAGUUCCAAACCACCGAAGACUGGCGCAAGACGAACCAGAUCGAUGCGCUGUAUGAGAAUUUCGACGUCGAUUCGUAUGACGAGGCGAGGAGAGUGUAUCCCCAAUGGACUGGCCGCCGUGACCGCAGAGGCAUUCCCAUCUACGUCUUCGUGAUCAAGCAUCUGAACAGCAAAAGCAUGGCCGCCUAUUCGUCUGGCACCGCGACAAAUGUCACUUCUUCCACGCAUACGUCGUCGACAGUGCCUCCAAGGCUGCUGCGCCUCUUUGCGCUGUAUGAGAAUAUGACUCGCUUUGUGGUGCCGUUGUGCUCGUCGCUGCCGCGUCCUAACCCGGAGACGCCAAUCUCGAGUACAACGAACAUCGUUGAUGUUUCAGGGGUUGGUCUGAAGCAGUUCUGGAAUCUCAAAGGCCAUAUGCAGGACGCGAGCGUUCUGGCGACGGCUCAUUAUCCAGAAACAUUGGAUAGAAUAUAUGUAAUUGGCGCACCCUACUUUUUCCCUACCGUGUGGGGCUGGAUUAAACGGUGGUUUGACCCCGUCACGACCUCAAAGAUAUAUAUCCUUUCUGCAUCUGAAGUAAAGACCACCCUUACGAUGUUCAUGGAGCCUUCCAGCAUUCCCAAGCGAUUUGGCGGCGAGCUAGAUUGGGAAUGGGAAGACAUGCCCAACCUCGACGAACCCGCGAGAGAGCUCGUGGGUACGUUGGAGAAUUUAGGCCCAACGGCCGACGGAGAGCUCACAACCACCAAUAUUGAAAAAGAAACAAGCAAAACUGAAGAAGAGCGAAAAAAGAAUUUCACCAAGGGCCCCAUCGCUUGGGUGAAAGAUCGAAUUGAGAUUUUUGGCAGCAUUGGCGGAAAGACGCGUCGAAAGACAGUCCACGUCGAACAAAAACAACAACUAAAUGACAAGCCAGCACUAGAUUCCAAUCACAAUACAGGGGAGACUACGUCUUCGGCAAGCACUUUAUCGACACCUAUUACCCCAGUGCUUGUGCCGGAAGUUGAAAAACUUGCCCUGUCGCCGGCACAGAGUCACACCACGACUGCAGUGCCCGUUUAG
Ophidiomyces ophidiicola is the source of this 1386-nucleotide messenger RNA. RefSeq lists its product as uncharacterized. The record is from RefSeq and is a predicted model, not a curated record. Bases 1 to 1386 code for a protein of 461 amino acids. Lineage: Eukaryota; Fungi; Ascomycota; Eurotiomycetes; Onygenales; Onygenaceae. The transcript is spliced from 4 exons.